This is a messenger RNA of Myxozyma melibiosi, 3426 nucleotides long. RefSeq names its product putative SNF2 family helicase/ATPase. The record is from RefSeq and is a predicted model, not a curated record. NCBI's taxonomy places the organism in Eukaryota, Fungi, Ascomycota, Lipomycetes, Lipomycetales, Lipomycetaceae. Gene Ontology annotation, molecular function: ATP binding; DNA binding; ATP-dependent chromatin remodeler activity. Gene Ontology annotation, cellular component: nucleus. The transcript is spliced from 2 exons. Bases 143 to 3364 code for a protein of 1073 amino acids.
CUUUUAUCUCGCCCUUUAUCUGCGUCUUUAUAUCUGCUCCAUCUGUCUUCAGCAACCGUACCUUCACAAAAGGUAUUCCGGGCUGUUCUCAUAUCGCCCUUGUUUGUUAUUUCACACCUUUUGGAGAUCAGAGCACAGCAGUAUGUCGGAUCACCUCGAGCCCUUCAACAAGCGCCGGAAGACAGACGCGUCGCAGCCGCCAUCGUCAUCCUCCGCCAUCUCGCCCGCGACCUCGACCUCGACCUCGCGCUCUUCGUCCGCGUCCUCGGUCAGCAUCGGCGCGACCACGCAGUCUUUAAACGGCAAUGGGCAUAAGCUCAUGCGUCCUUCUGCGCGCGCGGCGCCACCGUCGUCGUCGUCGGCUGCUGCUGCCUCGUCGUCGUUGGCGCGACCGCGGUCGCGUCCGGUUGCGAAUGAGUCGUUCUAUGGCAGUAUCGUCAAUGGUAGCAACUCUCGAUCGGACAGCCCAAAGCCGAAUGGUGCAGUUAGCAGCCCGUUUCCCAUGCUCUUCAGCAGAUCGUCGUCGGGGCCUGCGAACAAUCACUCCAGCAACAAUUCGUCUGCUGCAGCUCAGCAUAACGAGCAGGUCUCACCGCGAACAAAGAUGCGCAAUCUGGCAGCAAAGUUCAGAGCCGAUAGCACAUCCAGCAGCCUUUCUCAGCCUCCGCCGUCAUCGCUUUCUUCCAAUGGCGUGAAGAAAGGCCAGGCGAUCAAGAAAGUCGCUGCUGCUGCUCCCGCCAACGGCGUGCAGCGAGGCCCAGCGCCUGCGCGUCCGGUUGCGAUUGAUCUCGACACGCCGGAGCAACUGACUGCCGACGAACGGCGAACGAUUGUCCGUCUGCAGGAAGUGUUUCCGUCGUUUGCUAGCUCUGCGCUGGUCUCGGCCGUGCGAUUGAAGCAUAACUUUGACGAUGCGGCCGAGUGGCUUGCGCAGCAAGACGAGCUUGGCGUGGCCGAUAUCAUGACUGUGUCGCCUAGCAGUGCUAGUAAAGCGAUAGAGCUGUCACCUGUCGCGACGUCGAAGCGGGAUAUCACAAAGCCGCGGAGAUCGAUUCGGGAGAAGUUUGGCGCGGCAAAGAUGAUUGAGCUUUCUUCUGACGUUGAUCUUGACGAGGACGAGCUUGAGGUGACGCGAGUGGUGAAGAAACCUUCUGCGUCGCGACGCGCGCUGACUCCGGACGAUGAGGAGGAUGAGGAGCCGUUGGCGGACUCUGACGACGAUUCGGAUGCAGAGGGUAAUCAGGACGUGGACGACACGUCUGCGGUUGAGGAGAAGUUGCUUUCGAUAUUCAACAAUGGGUCCGCGAAAGUGAUUAUCGACGUCGCGUGCUGUCCGGAAGACGUGGCCGAGCGGAUCGUGGAAGAGCGGCCGUACUCGUCGCUCGACCAGGUUCGCGUGGUGGACCUGAUCGAGCCGGUCGAUCCCGAUGCGCCGCCAAAGAAGAAAUCGAGACGACCGAAGCGGACGGUGGGAGAUAAGGCUGUUGAUACGGCGCUGGAAACACUUUCGGGGUACGAUGCGGUCGACUCGCUGAUUCACAAGUGCGAGCAGCUCGGAGAGACGGUGUCGAAGGCGAUUAAGAAAUGGGGUGUUGAUGUGCGUGGCUCGAACGGUGAGCUUGAGAUUGUUGAUAUAGUGGACGAGGAGGACGGCGACGAGGCGAAGCCUAAAGUGCAGCCUGGCGGUGGAUACUUCUCAGAGCAGCCUAGUAUUCUUGCGGAUGAUGUGCAGCUGAAGAGUUAUCAGCAGGUUGGAAUUAAUUGGUUAUCGCUGCUUUAUAAUAAGAAGCUGUCGUGUAUUCUGGCCGAUGAGAUGGGUCUGGGGAAGACGUGCCAGGUUAUUGCGUUCAUCUCCCACCUGAAGGAGAUCGGCGUGAACGGUCCGCAUCUCGUGGUAGUCCCGUCAUCGACUCUCGAGAACUGGCUCCGCGAGUUCCAACGCUUCAGCCCUACGCUUGUUGUAGAGCCGUACUACGGCACGCAAAAGGAGCGCGGUGAACUGAGAGCGGUGUUGAGCGAUAAGGAGACGGAGUUUGAUGUGAUUGUGACGACGUAUAACCUUGCGACAGGGUCGGCGCUGGAUUGCAGCUUCCUGCGGAGUUUCAGAUUCAGCACGUGUAUCUACGACGAAGGACAUUUGUUGAAGAACAGCGAGUCUGAGCGGUACCAGAAGCUGAUGCGGUUGAAGAGCGAGUUCAGGCUGCUGUUGACGGGCACGCCUUUGCAAAACAACUUGCAGGAGCUGAUUUCGCUGCUGGCGUUUAUUCUCCCGAAUCUGUUCAAGGAGCGCAAGGAGGAAUUGGCUGGAAUUUUCAAGCACAAGGCCAAGACGACGACGGACUCGACGGACGCGAAUAAUCUGGCGCUGCUUUCGGCGCAGCGGAUUUCGCGGGCAAAGACGAUGAUGACGCCGUUUGUGCUGCGGCGGAAGAAAGACCAGGUGCUGAAGCAUUUGCCGCGGAAGAACCACGUGGUGGAGUACUGCGAGCUGUCGGCGGAGCAGAAGGAGAUUUACGAGUCCGAGGUGGAGGCCAGUCGUCGGGUGAUUGAGGCGCGAGAGGCGGGGCAGGUGUUGACGAAGGCGGAUCGGUCGAGCAGUAACGUGCUGAUGCGGCUGCGGAAGGCGGCGGUGCAUCCGUUGCUGUUUAGGAAAUAUUACGAUAGCGCGACGUUGCGGAAGAUGGCGAAGGAGAUUAUGAAGGAGGAGCGGUAUUACGACGCGAAUCUGGAGUAUAUCUACGAGGAUAUGGAGGUGAUGUCUGAUUUCGAGCUGCAUAGGCUGUGUCUGAAGUUCAAGAGCAUAAACAAGUACCGGCUGCAGGAUGAUGAGUGGAUGAAUUCUGGCAAAGUGCGGAAGUUGCAGGAGUUGCUUGUGCCGAUGAAGGCGAAGGGGGACCGGAUCCUGAUCUUUUCGCAGUUCACUCAGACGCUCGAUAUUCUGGAGGAGGUGUUGUCUAGUUUGGAGAUGACGUUCCUUCGGCUUGACGGCCAGACAUCUGUGGAAGUGCGGCAGGACCUGAUUGACAAGUUUUACGCGGAAGAAGACAUCACUUGCUUUUUACUGUCGACGAAAGCCGGUGGGUUCGGAAUCAACCUCGCGUGCGCGAACGUGGUUGUGAUUUUCGACAUGAGUUUCAACCCGCACGACGACAAGCAGGCGGAGGACCGCGCGCACCGGGUCGGACAGACGCGGGAGGUGCAGGUUGUGAGGUUGGUGAGCAAGGGCACGAUCGAGGAGGCUAUUUUGCAGCUGGCGAACACGAAGCUUGCGUUGGACGCGAGCGUUAGUGCUGGUGGGGAGGGAGGGGAGGAGGAGGAGAAGAACGCGGAGUUGGUGGCGGAGAUGAUAUUUAAGAAGGAGUAGUUGUAGUAUAGAUAUCUGAGUUGGUUAUAUGAACUGUAGAAUACAUUGAAUGAUUAAUAUGA